AUGGGAAGCAGAGCUUUUAGCUGCUCUGCUCCCAGGCUGUGGAACUCUCUACCCCCAGAUUUUCCACAACAUGACUGUAAGGGCGAGGAUGGGCUCACAAAUCAGCAGGUCUGUAACCAGGAGAAGAACUCCAGUCUACACCAGAAGGAUCCUUCACAGAUUAAAGAGGAACAGGAGGAACUCCGUACCACUGAAGAGGAAAAACCGCUUCUUCUAAAGCAGGAGACUGCAACUUUUCCUGCUGGUGAAGCAAGUGACCACAGUGAACCAGAACCAAGCAGUGACCAGCUCCUUUCUCACAACUCUCCUGUCACAGAUCAGGAUGAAAUCAAGGAUGGUAACUCACACAGAAAGGAGUCGGAGGAAAUAGUAUCAGGUCUGACAGUUCAAAAUUCCAAGACAGCACAUUUAUGUAGCACCUGUGGGAAAAGAUUUUAUAGGUUAGAAACAUUGAGUCGACAUAUGCAAAUUCACACAGGUGAGAAGCCACAUUCUUGCAGCACCUGUGGCAAAAGAUUUAUUUGGAAGGCAGACUUGACUAUACACAUGCGAAGUCACACAGGUGAGAAACCACAUUCUUGUAGCACCUGUGGGAAAAGAUUUACUACGAAGGGUCCAUUGAAGAUACACAUGCGAAUUCACACAGGUGAGAAGCCACAUUGUUGUUGCACCUGUGGGAAAAGAUUUACUCAGAGGGGUCAGUUGAAGAGUCACAUGCAAAUUCACACAGGUGAGAAGCCACAUUCUUGUAGCAACUGUGGGAAAAGAUUUCGUUUGAAACAAAUUUUGAAUAGGCACAUGCGAAUUCACACAGGUGAGAAGCCACAUUCUUGUAGCACCUGUGGGAAAAGAUUCACUCAGAAGGGUCAGUUGAAGAGUCACAUGCGAAUUCACACAGGUGAGAAGCCACAUUCUUGUAGCACCUGUGGGAAAAGUUUUACUCAGAGUGGUCUGUUGAAUAGACACAUGCGAAUUCACACAGGUGAGAAGCCACAUUCUUGUAGCACCUGUGGGAAAAGGUUUAGUUUGAAACAAAUUUUGAAUAUGCACAUGCGAAUUCACACUGGUGAGAAGCCACAUUCUUGUAGCAUCUGUGGGAAAAGAUUUACUCAGAAGAGUCAGUUGAAGAGUCACAUGCGAAUUCACACAGGUGAGAAGCCACAUUCUUGUAGCACCUGUGGGAAAACAUUUAUUCAGAAGGGUCACCUGAAGAGUCACAUGCAAAUUCACACAGGUGAGAAGCCACAUUCUUGUAGCACCUGUGGGAAAAGAUUUACUCAGAAGAGUCAGUUGAAGAGUCACAUGCGAAUUCACACAGGUGAGAAGCCACAUUCUUGUAGCACCUGUGGGAAAACAUUUAUUCAGAAGGGUCACCUGAAGAGUCACAUGCAAAUUCACACAGGUGAGAAGCCACAUUCUUGUAGCACCUCUGGAAAAGAUUCAGGCAGAAGGAAACUUGAAAUAACACAUACCAGUUCACAAAAGUGA
Pelmatolapia mariae (spotted tilapia) is the source of this 1488-nucleotide messenger RNA. RefSeq names its product gastrula zinc finger protein XlCGF57.1-like. Gene Ontology annotation, molecular function: DNA-binding transcription factor activity, RNA polymerase II-specific; RNA polymerase II cis-regulatory region sequence-specific DNA binding. The record is from RefSeq and is a predicted model, not a curated record. NCBI's taxonomy places the organism in Eukaryota, Metazoa, Chordata, Actinopteri, Cichliformes, Cichlidae. The transcript is spliced from 3 exons. The coding region runs from base 1 to 1488 and encodes 495 amino acids. Gene Ontology annotation, biological process: regulation of DNA-templated transcription.